This is a messenger RNA of Eurytemora carolleeae, 1964 nucleotides long. RefSeq names its product protein msta. The record is from RefSeq and is a predicted model, not a curated record. Bases 399 to 1859 code for a protein of 486 amino acids. NCBI's taxonomy places the organism in Eukaryota, Metazoa, Arthropoda, Copepoda, Calanoida, Temoridae. Gene Ontology annotation, molecular function: protein binding. The transcript is spliced from 15 exons.
UGACUUCGUUUAUUAACACGGAAUAAGAAAGGGGGGGGGGAGAGAGAGAGAGAAGCGAGCAGAGUGGAGAAAGGUUAGAGUGAGCAGAGGUAAUCUUCUUUAAUCUAGUUAUGGUGUAUAGUUUAAAAUAGCUGUAAAAUUGAAAAGUUAUUUUUAUUUCGUUCCUUGUUUAGGAGGAGGGGUGGGGUAAUCAUUGUAAAAAAUCACAUGUUUUACGUUUUUCAACAUUUAAUAGUUGUGAGUGUACACUAUAUACAGUUGACACUCAGCUGAGAGAAGGAAAGCAGGGUUAUUCUUGUUUCAUGCCUAGCCUAGGGGUCAGACUAAACAGAAGAUAUUAUAGCUUUAUUCAGCUGUAGGACGGAUACCGGACACCGGUGAUAAUAUCGGAUAAGAAAAUGGAAAGAUGUUUUCUGUGUGAUGAGACCAGGACGGCAAAGUGUCGUGAAUGUAAAAGUGUUCAUUUUUGUCAUCUCCAUCGAUCCUCACAUAAGAUCGGAGAGAAUGGAUCCUGCUCCUUUAUCCGAUCUGAAAAGUUUGGAGACGCAGGACGAGGUUUGGUGGCAACCAAGGAUUAUUCUCCGGGAGAUGUUGUCUUUGCUCUGAAACCUGCAACAUUAGGCCCAUGUGUUCGUUCUCAAGUUCAAUGUGUAAACUGCUUAAUGGUUCUUCAUGACAAGAUGACCUGCUCAAAGUGCUCACUCCCUGUGUGUGAUACAAAAUGUGAAAGAGGAGAACACCAUCAAGCUGAGUGUCAGGUUCUACAAAAGAUCCGAGAUGGAUUAAAAGAUCAGCAAGGCGGAAGAAAUCUUUACAAGGCGGAGAUAAAGAACCUGACCUCCGCCGUGAUGACGAUACGCCUCUUCUCACUUAAAUGGAGGGAUCCUGGAACCUGGAACCUGGUUUCAAUGUUAAUGGAUCAUGAUGGGAACCCGGAACUGUGGAAGAGUAUUCUCCAAGCUUAUAAAAGCAUUCUGAUCAAGGAUCCAAGGUUUGAAGAAAAUGAAUUAAAACGUGUUUUCGGUAUUCAAUGUACUAACGGAGCUAAUCUUCAUCUUCCUCCAACCCAUGGUCGAGGAGUUGGAGUUUAUCCAAUAUUUGCAUUACUCAACCACUCUUGCAUGUGUAAUUCAGAAACCCUAGAGAGCGCCGAAUCCCAUUCUGUUGUAGUCAAAGCAAGAUUUAAAAUCGAGACUGGAGAGGAGAUAUCAACCUGCUACUUGAAGCCAGAGCAAGCAACUUUUGCUCGUAGACAAUUCCUCUUCAAUAAAUGGAAUUUCUGGUGUUCAUGUCGUCGUUGCUCCGAUCCUUCGGAGUUGGGAGCAUUUUCUGGAGGUAUGGUCUGUUUGAAUGGUAGAUGUGGAGGUCUCCUUCUCCCUUGUUCCCCUCUAGAAGAAAUAUCCCCCUGGUUCUGCCAGGAUUGCAGAACACAGUUCUCCUGGCACCAGAUCUCGAAUAUUCUAGAACAAACUCUGCUGGAGGUUGAGAGUGCAGGAAGUGGAGGAAGUGUUGAAAGAUUGGAAGAACUUAUAUUUACUCUUCGUCAAUAUCUUUAUCAUACUCAUUAUAUGUUAAUACAGGUUGAGCAGAGACUUCUACUUCAGUAUUGGGAUAGGAGCAAAGGAAAUAAAGAGAAGAUUUCAAGACCCGUCCUUGAUAGAAUUAUUCAGUUGAGUAAAAAUAUACUAGUUCAACAGGAGCGAACGGAUCCAGGAGAGAGUAGACAGAGAAGAAUAUUAGAAGAAAUCUAUUAUUCGUCAAUACUGGAGAGAGGUUGCAAGGAUUUCAAGCUCGGCGUAAUUACACGGGAGAAACUUCAGAAUUUUAUACUCUGCAAACAGGCCAGGAUGAAAAUUUGACAUUUUCGCUUUUUUUUAUUUGUUAGAAAUAAAUAUUUUUACAUUUUUAUGCAAAUUGUUAAGUUUUAAAUUGUUAUAUUAAUAAAGCAAGCAGUAUCAAAUUAU